Molecule: messenger RNA, 700 nt
Organism: Coffea eugenioides
Lineage: Eukaryota; Viridiplantae; Streptophyta; Magnoliopsida; Gentianales; Rubiaceae
Exons: 5
Coding region: 4-453 (149 amino acids)
Cellular component (GO): chloroplast thylakoid membrane
Source: RefSeq, a predicted model, not a curated record
AGGAUGCUGUGUUGCUGGACAAUGCAGGUGAUGAACAAGGGUCUCUCCUUGCUCGCCCCACAACACUUAGCUCCCAUUGAUAUCAUCCGUUCUUCCUCUGAUUUCAGAUGGGGAUUGAGAAGAGGACAAGAUGCAAUACUAAGCUUGCAAAGUAGGAAGAUUCGACCAAUUCGCGUGUUGGCGAACCCUAAUGUGCCUCCAGGAAGAAGAAGUUCAAGCAAAGUGGUGAACAUGGUUGACCCGUUGGAAGCCAAGCGGCUUGCAGCAAAGCAAAUGGUACAGAUUAAAGCUAAAGAGCGACUAAAAAGACGUCGAGAAAUCGAGGCCAUCAAUGGUGCUUGGGCUAUGCUUGGUCUGACUGCUGGAUUAGUCAUUGAAGGUCAAACUGGGCAUGGAAUUCUAUCUCAGUUGGCCGGAUACUGGGCUGCAUUUGUUGGCCUUUUCACAAGAUAGAACAUUCCAAGUCCACCUGAGCAAUUCUUUCAAAGAAAUUCUUGUAAGCGAAGCCCAGAAAUUAUUCAGUUGAUUGUUGUGUUUGUAGUACUUAAUUCAUUCUUUUACAUGUUCUUGUUUGUAAGUGUUGUGCCAUUACACGUACUACAGAUGUACCUAACUUGCUACAGGGCUCUCUAUCUUUUCGAUGCCAAAUUUGUCUCCUAGGAACAAAUACGAGGGCAAUGUAUUCACUAACUUUAUUCUC